Messenger RNA from Ustilaginoidea virens, 3483 nucleotides. RefSeq lists its product as uncharacterized. Gene Ontology annotation, molecular function: ATP-dependent chromatin remodeler activity; ATP binding. Bases 1 to 3483 code for a protein of 1160 amino acids. The transcript has 2 exons. NCBI's taxonomy places the organism in Eukaryota, Fungi, Ascomycota, Sordariomycetes, Hypocreales, Clavicipitaceae. The record is from RefSeq and is a predicted model, not a curated record.
AUGUCUGCAAACGGCGCACCUCAACCCUCCCAACCUCCACCAUGGCCCUCAAAUGAAACUGCGGUACCGUUAAGAGGCUCACGAUUUCAUCCAGAAGCAGCAAAUCAGUAUGCUCCUGAGCAGCAGGCGCUGAAUUCAAACUCUCGCCUUUCUGCUACUCCGGGUCGGUCAUCGCAACCUCCCGGUUCGAUGCCGGCAUGGAAUCCUGCCGCGUUGCUCCAGCCAAGCCGUCGAGGCUUCAGCGCGACUGAUCUAAGAAACCUACCUUCUGGUCGCCCUCAUCCCAUGCAUAAUCCAAUGCCCAACGGUCCAGGGCGACAUUCUCCCUCACUGAACGAUCAAAUGAUUUUCCAGUUCACCAGUACUAGCGACACCUCCUCCAGUGGCCACGUCAGUGGCUUUUCAACACCAACUCCACCAAAUGGUGAGGCCUCGCUGUCGAAUGGGGUAGGACUCUGGAUAGAACGGAUGAACAAUGUUCAACAUCGCUCCAACGUUCCCCAUCCCAAACGCCGCAAGACCGAAGAUGCUCAAGAUUUCGCUGCGAGAUCGAAUCAUAUUCAAGUCCGGAGUAGCAGCGGAAUGCUUGGCGAGUAUGUGAAAGACGGGCGGCUGCAAGCCGAUAGACAAACCGUAGCUUUGGCAGCACCUACGGUGGAUUUAACAGAUGGAACCGAUGAUGAACUCAUGAUCAUUGACGAUCCCAAGGACGAGGAGGUCUGCUAUGGUAUGAUCAAAACGAAUCUCAACUGCAGCAAAGUACCCUCCCCAAAACCUGGCAUGCAGAGUUUGUGGGGCCCGAGCUACAAUCCGGGAAUCAAGAUUGUCCUUAAACGGCAGACCGGAGAACGGUCCUUGAAAAUCCAGGCAUCCGAUCACACUCGCGACAUCAUCGGCCUCGUGGAGUCGUCAAGUGCGGCAGCUCUCAGUCCUCUUCUCGACACAAACAUGCGUCUGAGAACGGAUUGUCGCAUCCCCCCGCAGCCCAAGAAACCUGGUGAAGAGCCGGGACAGGCUAUAUCUUGUUCCUAUGCUCUGGACAUUGUCUUGUACGGCCCUCAGCGUUAUACCAGGGCCGUUGGUAGUCUGCUGGCAAAGCACAGCCUGAAGCUCAUUGCGCCCCAUAUGGUGCAAAAAGGUAUCAAAGUCUGCAACCCGCAUGUCUCAGAAUGGCGGCCACCACCACCGAAAGUGUAUCCAACCAAUGCUCAGGGUACGUAUAGCAGCGUCGCCAACCGUACAGUCGAAGAGAUCCGCUCCGAGGUCAUGGGUGUUUUCGACUCUCUAAAGCGAAACGAUGAUCUACCAACCAUGGAGCCCGAUGCACGGAUUUUGACGCCGCUGCUUAGACAUCAGAAGCAAGGUUUGUACUUUAUGGCCACGCGCGAGAAGCCGCUCCGGGAGCAGUCCAAUAAGACAGCAAUGGUGUCCUUUUGGCAAACAAAGAUCAACGCCAGGGGAGAAAAAUCGUAUUCGAAUGUCAUUACUGGACAAGAACAGAGAGCAACCCCGCCCGAGACUUGCGGUGGCAUCCUCGCGGAUAUGAUGGGCUUGGGCAAGACUCUGAGCAUCUUGUCCCUGGUGGCGAGCACGCUGGACGAUGCUCACACCUGGGAACAAGCUGCAGUUCUGCAACGACCAAAGUCUGACCCUAGGCUCUCGAGCACAGGUUAUGCUGCCGCCCAGAGUACUUUUGAACCGGCAGCAGUCACUCGCCACGUCAAGUCAACCUUGAUCGUCUGCCCGUUGAGCACUGUGACCAACUGGGAAGAACAAUUAAUGCAGCAUGUUGCUCCUGGAAGCCUCUCUUAUCAUAUCUACCACGGAUCCAGCCGUAUCAAGGAUAUCCGCAAACUUGCCGAAUUCGACAUUGUCAUCACCACAUAUGGCUCCGUCUCCAACGAACUCGGGUCGCGAAGGAAGGGCAAAGGCGGUCUGUUUCCGCUAGAAGAGAUUGGCUGGUUUAGGAUCGUGCUCGACGAGGCUCACAUGAUACGCGAAGCCUCGACUUUGCAGUUCAAGGCCAUGUGCCGGUUGCAAGCCGAGCGGCGAUGGGCAGUUACAGGCACCCCGGUACAGAAUCGCCUGGAUGACUUGGCAGCGUUGCUUAGCUUCUUGCGACUUUAUCCGUUUGAUGACAGGACAAAGUUCAAUCGUUAUAUUGUGGAGCCGUUCAAGGCGUGCGACCCGGAAAUUGUGCCGAGGCUGCGGGUCCUUGUCGAUACGGUUACGCUCCGUCGACUCAAGGACAAGAUCGAUCUUCCCAAACGGGAGGAUCUGGUGGUGCGGCUGGACUUCAGCCCCGACGAGCGUGCCAUCUACGAACUUUUUGCGCGGAAUGCUCAAGACCGGGUUAAGGUCCUGGCGGGCGUCAACACUGGCAAAGCCCUCGGCGGCAACACCUACAUCCACAUUUUGAAGGCCAUACUCAGGCUUCGACUUCUCUGCGCGCAUGGCAAAGACUUGCUGAAUGACGAGGACCUGGCCGCUCUUCAAGGCAUGUCGGCAGAGCUCGCCAUCAGCAUCGACGACGACGACGAUGGUGAGGGACCCGCUCUCUCGCAUCAAAAGGCGCAUGAAAUGUUUUCGCUGAUGCAGGAGACCAACAACGACGUCUGCGUCGAAUGCGGCAAAAAGAUCCAUACGGGCGAGGGCCAGACCAUGGAGCCUGACCAGCAGCAGGAUGACGUUCUUGCCUUGAUGACGCCAUGCUUCCACGUCGUCUGCCGAACCUGCUACCGAAGCUAUCGCGAACGAGCUCGGAACAUGCUAGAACCUGACCAGGCUGCCGGGCCAUGUCCAGUCUGCGAAGCCCACGUCCGCUUCGAGUUUGUUGAGCUGCGGCGGGAUGAUGUGGACGCAGAGCAUGACGGGCCAGCCAAGCCGAAGUCGCGCCAUGGCGGGAAGCGGCUGGACAAGUACGACGGCCCACACACCAAGACCAUAGCCCUCGUUGAGGACCUGCUACGCAACAGAGCCGCGAGCCAAGCCAACCCGUCCGAAGCCCCGUUCAAGUCUGUCGUGUUUUCAGGCUGGACCUCGCACCUCGAUCUCAUCGAGCUGGCCUUGAACGCCGCCAGCGUCAGGUUUGUGCGUCUGGAUGGCAGCUUGUCGAGAAGUGCGCGAACGGCGGCAAUGGAAAGGUUUCGCCAAGACAACGAGGUGGAAGUCAUUCUCGUAUCCAUCAUGGCUGGGGGCUUGGGUCUCAACCUGACGGCGGGCAACAACGUCUACGUGAUGGAACCGCAGUACAAUCCGGCAGCAGAAGCGCAAGCGAUUGACCGCGUCCACCGCCUGGGCCAGAAACGGCCUGUUCGUACGGUGCGCUACAUCAUGCGAGACAGCUUCGAGGAGAAGAUGCUCCAGUUGCAGGAGAAGAAGAUGAAGUUGGCCAGCCUGAGCAUGGACGGGCAGAGCAAGGCGCUGGACAAGGCUGAAGCCGCAAGGCAGAAGUUGAUGGAUUUACGAAGCCUUUUCAAGUAG